Molecule: messenger RNA, 1011 nt
Organism: Ambispora leptoticha
Lineage: Eukaryota; Fungi; Glomeromycota; Glomeromycetes; Archaeosporales; Ambisporaceae
Source: the annotation of a GenBank genome assembly
AUGUGUACAUUAUUUUGGGCUUUGCAAUAUCAUCCUCAAUAUAAAUUUGUUUUUGCGGGUAACCGAGACGAAUUCUUAUCCAGACCAACAGCACUAGCAUCCUGGUGGAACAAUUCUACAAUUUUGGGUGGACGUGACCUGCAAAAUCCUCAAAAUGCCGGUACUUGGUUAGGCAUUAACCGGUAUGGCAGAUUCGUAGCAGUCACAAAUUAUCGAGGACCAAAUCAGAUCCCAAAAGUCAAAACGGUAAUUGACGAGGAUAAAAGACAAUUAGUCUCGCGUGGAGUUUUGGUAAAGAAGAUUCUUGAGUCACAAGAAAAGCCAUUGGACGAGAUUAUGAGAGUGGAGAUUGAAGCGACAGCAGAAAAUUAUGGCGGGUAUAAUAUCAUCGCGGUGGACCUUGCAAACCAGGAAAAAAAUAAAACCACAAAUGAGAAUAAUGACGACAUUGAUUGCCACAUGUUCUACUUCGCGAAUAGACAUAAUAUCAGAUUACAGACUUUAAGAAAUGGCGAAAUUUAUGGUAUAUCGAAUUCUGUAUUAGACGAUCCUUGGCCAAAAGUUGAGAUGGGAAAACGCGAAUUUCGAAAGAUUCUAGAGAAUAAAACAUUAUCAGAAAACGACAUUACGAUACCAUUUAAAUCAACUACGUCCACUAUACCCGAAAUAUUGGAAGAUAUCCGAUUUACCAUUCAUGUACCCGAAUGUAAAAUACAUGAGACUUACGCCACACGAACUAACACGAUAGUUUUGGUGGAUCACUCAAAUCGCGUGGUUUUCGUUGAAAGAACAGUACAUGAUGAGACACGCGCUAAUAAUUAUUGUUAUUCCCACAUCAGUAGAGAUCGUUUUAACCCCGAUAAUGUUAUUACGUCUGAUACACUUAUUCCUAUUAAAGGCAGCAAUGAGAAAGAAUCAUCCGAAGAAAUUACUCAGCAGCAAUUUUUUGAAUCAAAUAAUCAUAAGAGUCGAAUUUUUCAAUUUAAAAUUCAAAGAAAUGUGAUUAAUUAA